This is a messenger RNA of Carya illinoinensis, 1913 nucleotides long. RefSeq names its product adenylosuccinate synthetase 2, chloroplastic-like. Bases 87 to 1556 code for a protein of 489 amino acids. The transcript has 4 exons. Gene Ontology annotation, cellular component: cytoplasm. Gene Ontology annotation, molecular function: adenylosuccinate synthase activity; GTP binding. Gene Ontology annotation, biological process: 'de novo' AMP biosynthetic process; IMP metabolic process. The record is from RefSeq and is a predicted model, not a curated record. NCBI's taxonomy places the organism in Eukaryota, Viridiplantae, Streptophyta, Magnoliopsida, Fagales, Juglandaceae.
UAGAAUUUUUCCUGCAUUAAUCUUCGAACUCACUCUUGGGAGUCGCUCUCUCGUCUCCCUUUCUUUGCCUCUCUGCGCUGAUCACCAUGAACUUCUCUUCUCUCGUACUCGAUUCCAACCCCGUCACGGGCCCAGUGGCGUUAAUGGGGGUACACCACAGGCAUAUUCCCGCUCGCCGACCAAGCGUCGUCUACUGUUCUUCCCCGGUGGCCUCAGCGUCUCUACGCAUGGCCGAGUCGACCAAUGCCCAGGGGCCACAGAGCCGCAUCUGGUCGCUGAGUCAGGUAUCCGGCGUCUUGGGUUGCCAGUGGGGCGACGAAGGCAAAGGUAAACUCGUCGACAUCUUGGCCCAGCACUUCGACAUCGUUGCUCGUUGUCAGGGUGGAGCUAAUGCAGGACAUACUAUCUACAAUGCAAAGGGAACGAAGUUUUCCCUUCACCUGGUCCCCUCAGGUAUCCUUAAUGAGGAGACUCUUUGUGUUAUUGGGAAUGGAGUUGUGGUGCAUCUACCAGGACUGUUUAAAGAAAUUGAUGGCCUGGAAUCGAAUGGGGUUCCCUGUGAGGGAAGGAUAAUGGUUUCUGAUCGUGCUCACCUGUUAUUCGACUUCCAUCAAGUGGUGGAUGGGCUUAGAGAGUCUGAGCUUGCUAAAUCUUUUAUUGGCACAACUAAGAGAGGCAAUGGACCAUGUUACUCAAACAAGGUUAUUCGGAAUGGCAUUAGAGUAAGUGACCUGAGGCACAUGGACACGUUUCCUGAAAAGCUUGAUCUGUUAUUGUCAGAUGCAGCUGCAAGAUUCCAAGGUUUUAACUAUGGCCCGGAAACUCUUAGGGAAGAGGUUGAAAGAUACAAGAGAUUUGCUGAGAGAUUGGAGCCCUUCAUUGCUGAUACUGUGCAUGUUAUGAAUGAAGCAAUCUCAGAGAAGAAGAAGAUUUUAGUUGAAGGUGGUCAGGCAACCAUGCUAGAUAUUGACUUUGGAACUUAUCCUUUUGUGACUUCUUCCAGCCCAUCAGCUGGUGGGAUUUGCACUGGUCUUGGCAUUGCUCCAAGAGCAGUAGGUGAUCUAAUUGGAGUGGUAAAAGCCUACACUACAAGAGUUGGUUCUGGCCCUUUCCCUACUGAAAUCUUGGGUCAAGGUGGUGACCUCCUCAGGUUUGCCGGUCAGGAGUUUGGCACUACUACAGGUCGGCCACGACGUUGUGGUUGGCUUGAUUUAGUAGCUCUGAAAUACUGUUGCCAGAUCAAUGGCUUCUCAUCUUUAAAUCUCACCAAACUUGAUGUUUUGUCGGAUCUUCCUGAAAUUCAGUUGGGGAUUGCAUAUAAACACAUUGAUGGCACACCGAUUAAAUCAUUCCCUGGAGAUCUUCAUCUUCUUGAGCAAUUGAAGGUGGAAUAUGAAGUAUUGCCUGGAUGGAAGAGUGAUAUUUCUUCUAUCAGAAACUAUGCUGACCUCCCAUUGGCUGCACGUAAAUAUGUAGAGAGGAUAGAAGAACUUGUUGGUUUACCUAUCCAUUACAUUGGUGUUGGACCUGGACGCAAUGCCCUAAUAAUAAAAUAAUUUGACGACUAUUCCCUCUUGGAUGCUCGAGGGGAUUCCCGUUGCUCUUAAGAGGUGAGGAAGAUGCUAGACAACAAAUUUACGUUUUUGUACUGGAGACACGGGGAUGCAACGCAGGCAAUGUGCGUUUGAAGGGACGAAUAUGUAUUCAUUGUCAGUGGAAGGUCAUUUUUUUAUUUUUUAUUUUAUGUCGGCAAACUCUCAAAGGCAGGGCCUUUCGGACCCACCUCUGUAGAGUAAACCUUGGUUCUAUGCAUCGCACCAGUUUCCCUAUACGGAACUGGUUACACUUGCAUUUCAGGGGCUGUGCCCAAAAGAUUAUUUGCACCAAUUAGAGGUUGAAUCUUGAAUUUUGAA